Wickerhamiella sorbophila is the source of this 5178-nucleotide messenger RNA. RefSeq names its product Myosin type-2 heavy chain 1. Bases 1 to 5178 code for a protein of 1725 amino acids. Gene Ontology annotation, cellular component: myosin complex; cytoplasm; actin cytoskeleton. Gene Ontology annotation, molecular function: actin filament binding; microfilament motor activity; ATP binding. Lineage: Eukaryota; Fungi; Ascomycota; Dipodascomycetes; Dipodascales; Trichomonascaceae. The record is from RefSeq and is a predicted model, not a curated record. The transcript has a single exon. Gene Ontology annotation, biological process: vesicle transport along actin filament; actin filament organization.
AUGAGCGAUUCGAAGUGGGUCUGGAUCCCAGACAAGGCGUCCACCUUUGCUAUGGCCGAGUUGAUUAAAGAGGAAGGCAGUGUAGCGACGGUAAAAGGGCCCUCAGGAACGCUAGAGGAAUUGCCGCUGGCCCAAAUCGACAAAGUGAACCCGGCUCAGUUCGAUCGCGCCAACGAUAUUGCAGAGCUUACUUUCUUGAAUGAGGCUUCUGUACUACACAACUUGAGCGCUCGCUAUUCCCACGACGAAAUCUACACAUACUCUGGCCUGUUUUUAGUGGCUGUUAAUCCUUACAAGAACAUUCCAAUUUACGAUGAAGAGGCAAUCAAAAAAUACGAGGCGAAGCGGCGUGAAGAAGCCGCCCCACACAUUUAUUCCAUUUCAGACGUCGCUUAUCGCCAGCUGCUUCAAACCAAGCACGAUCAAAGUAUCCUAAUUACUGGCGAAAGCGGUGCAGGUAAAACGGAGAACACGAAACGAGUGAUCCAGUAUUUGAGUGCCAUCACAAGCAAGAAUAACCUCGACGGAAUCGACAAACGGAUCUUGGAAACCAACCCGGUGCUUGAAUCUUUUGGUAAUGCCCAGACGGUACGCAAUAAUAACUCUUCGCGGUUCGGCAAGUUUGUGAGAAUUGAGUUUUCAGAUGCAGGUGCAAUCUGUGGUGCUUCCAUUGAAUGGUACCUACUCGAAAAGAGUCGAGUGAUCACCCAGUCCGCCGCUGAGCGCAACUACCACAUUUUCUACCAACUAUUAUCGGGCGCUUCUAGCAACCUGAAAGAUAAACUGCUCAUAUCUCAUACCGAGAAACCUGCAGAUUUCGCCUACCUCGCGAAAAGCGCCCAUUCUAUUGAUGGGGUCGAUGAUGCUCAUGAUUUCAAGCGCCUGUUGGAGGCCUUCAAAACUGUCGGUAUGUCUGAAGACGAAACAAAUGCAAUCUUCGUCAUCGUUGCUGCGGUUCUUCAUCUCGGCAAUAUUGAGUUCAAGAAUGAGUCUUCCGACCAAGGACGUUUCGGCAAUGCCGCCCAAGUGGAAAAAGUUUGCAAGCUUUUGGGCUUGUCCCCUGACCUGUUCACAAAAGCUGUACUUAAACCUAAGAUCUUGGCUGGUCGUGAGGAGGUGGUACAAGCUCGAUCAAGUACCCAGGCCAAGCUUUCUAUUGAUGCACUUUCUAAAAGCCUCUACGAACGAUUGUUUGGUCAUCUCGUGUCAUUACUGAAUGCUAAGCUCAAAGGUGGUGCUCAAAAUGCCACUUCAUUUAUUGGUGUCUUGGAUAUUGCCGGUUUCGAGAUCUUUGACACAAACUCUUUUGAGCAGCUGUGCAUCAAUUACACAAAUGAGAAACUUCAGCAAUUCUUCAACCAUCACAUGUUUGUUCUCGAACAGGAAGAAUACGUUGCUGAAAAGAUCGAGUGGGAUUAUGUUGACUAUGGCGCCGACUUACAGCCCACAAUUAAUCUUAUUGAAAAAACUAAUCCCAUGGGUAUCUUUAGCUGCCUGGAUGAAGACUCGGUUAUGCCCCGAGCGACUGAUGCUACGUUCACGGACAAAUUGGCUGAGCGCUGGAAGGAUAAGAACCCUAAGUUCCAACCAAGUCGCUUGGCCAAGGGCUUCGUCGUGUCGCAUUAUGCUGGUGAUGUCGAAUAUCAGACUGAUGGCUGGUUGGAGAAAAACAAAGACCCUCUUAGCGAGCCAAUCACCGAGCUUUUGCAGGUAUCUUCCAACAAGUUGGUAAAACUCCUUUUUGCCCAAGCGCCAACUUCAGAAAGUGCCUCUCGUCGCCGUAAUAGCAUGCUUCGCACAGUUGCCCAACGUCACAAGGAACAACUGAGCCACCUCAUGUCAACGUUGAGUAAAACAAACCCCCACUUUGUUCGUUGUAUCAUUCCCAAUAAAGAGAAAAAGCCUGGUAAACUUCUGAACGCUCUUGUUCUAGAUCAGCUUCGAUGUAACGGUGUUCUGGAAGGUAUUCGUAUCGCACGCAGCGGUUUCCCUAACCGUCUUGAUUUCGCGGAUUUCAGAGCUCGCUAUCAGCCACUGGCGGAGAACCCCGACCGUUUCGAAUAUGUUGAUGGUCAAAGAGCGUGCUCGAUGAUUCUAAAGGAUCUUAAUUUCGAUACCAGUCUCUACAAAGUCGGUCUGUCAAAGGUAUUUUUCAGGAAUGGUGUUCUCGCAGAGCUUGAGAGCCGACGUGAUGACCUGAUUAAAGAAAAACUUACAGCCAUCCAGUCAAUUAUUAGAGCAAAAUCUGCGCGGAAGCUGUAUGAGAGGAGCCUGUUCCGCAGAAAUGCCGCGGAAAUAAUUGCCAAGACAUUUAAAACAUACUCUGCGAAUGUGGACGACCCUUGGUGGCAGAUGCUCGCGAGUAUGAGACCUUUGUUGACCUCAGCCACCUCUCUUGAAGCCAACCGACGUGACAUGCGUAUACAAAAGCUUGAAGAAACCCUUCAAAAGCUUCGUCAAGAACAUCAAGAAUUCGAGAAAAUGUCCUCCUCAAAAGCAACUGCCCUCGUCGGAGAGAAUGACUCGCUGCGUGGAGAGAAGGCUAAGCUGGAAGAAAAGCUUGAAAAGGCUUCUAAGAAGCAGAAGAUGUUGGCGGACCAGUUAAAGGAGGGUGCGGUAAUGAUCCAGACCUUGAGUGCCCGACCCGAACAAGAUCAGUUGGAUUCGAUCCAAAAGAAGUAUAAUGAUCUUGAUUCUGUGCACCAAAAGCUGGUUAGCGAUCAUAAAGAGCUUGAAAUCGAUAUCAAGCGCUUGAAUACCCAAAUCUCAGAGCUGCACGUAGCCCACUCAGAUGCACUAGCCGAGCGCGACAACCGACUCUCAUUGUUGGAAAAGGAGCUGGCGGCUCUUCGUGGAGAUUCAAAGGCUCUUGCAUGUUUAAAGGCGGAGCUUGAAACUGCCAAGGCUGCUAUUGACGAACGGACCAAGGCACUCGCUCAGCAGAAGGAGACUCAAAAGUCCGAACUCACUAAAGUAGCUGAGCUUCAUCAAGGUGAACUUCAGGGACUGACGGCAUCCCAUCAGACAGCGAUGGGUUUGCUCGCCAAAGAGCAUGCUGAAGCCGUUGAAAAGUUGAAGGAGCAACAUCUGGCUGAGAUGAACAAACUUCAAACCCUUCUCAAGGAGCAAGAAGAGUCGCAUUCCAAAGCCACUGCUACGCUCAUGGAAAGCCAUGAAGCGAAACUAGCUGAAGCUGUAGCAUCUGCCAGUGCUAACAAGUCUAUUGAGAAUGAGCUCGUGCAGGUUAAAAACCAGCUUGACGAAGUGUGUGGAAAACUUGCAACUGCCGAAAAGGAGGCUUCAUCCUCGAAAUGUAAACUUCUCUCUUUGAAUCAAAACCUCGCUGAUAAAGAGAACACUCUGGCAAGGGUCAAGACUAAUGCAGGCAGAGCGGCUAAUGAACUGCUUGCAGCACACAAAGAGAUUGAGGAUUUGAAGAAAGCCAGCGCUGAUAUCAGCGAGCUUGAAGCGAUCAAGGCUUCUAAGAAGCAGCUCGAAAUGGACCUGCAUAUUGCGACCGUUGAGCUCGAAACCUAUCGCAAGAACACCAAGACCGAAUCGACCAAGCUCAAGCUGGACAAGCAGCGCCUUGAGAAAGAGGUGGAAAACCUACGCAUAGGGUUCAACCAGCAGAGCAAUCUGAAACGCGACCUUGAUCGCAAAAGCGCACGCAUUGGUCUCGUGGAUGAUCUGGAACAAACCAACGCUGACCUCGAGAUUGAAACGAACCAGGUUAGAGCUGAUCUUGCAAAUGCCAAGCAAGAGAUCCAGUCUUUGCGCAAAGAGCUUGCUCAAGCCGCGGUAUACAAGCAGCGGCUUGAAAAGGUUCAGCGGGAAAAAGCUGCGGCUAUGGAAGCCAACAGUCGACUCAUGUUCAGUGCCCAAAACAACAGUAAUAUUCCUAAAGAGCUGGAGCUCGAGCGGGCUAAAGCGUCCGAGGCUAAGAAGUUGCAGAGCGAGAUCAAGGUGCUGAAGCUGCAGCUGUGCAAGAGCGAACGCGAACGUAAGGUUGCCGAAGCACGAUAUCCCGAGGCCCAACUUCUCGCAGAAAGGAAUCAUGCGGUGAGGUCUAAUCUCGACUUGCAAGAGAAGGUCAAGCAGCUGGAGUUUGAUAAAGCCCAGCUCAAAGAUCAGUUGACUAUGAUUCGGCCGUCGAGUACGGAGCGUAAAUCAAGUCUCAAACUUCAGCGAGAACUCAAAUACGCUCAAAAUGAGAUUGACAGUCUCAAGUCUGAGCAACGCGGUGGUAACCUGCACGUCCCCAAGCAGCGAGCUUUGAGAACCAUGUCUGGAAACGAGCAGCAUUCCGGUUCACGCAAGCUUCCGGUUAUCCCGUCUUCUGAGGACCAUAUUCAGGCCGAUCUUGAGGUGUAUCUGGAGACCCAAAUCAGUCGCAACAAGGAGCUCUCUGAGUCUGUUGAGCUGUAUAAGAAACGCAGCGAGGAGUUCCGCAACAAGCUGGAGGGAGUUGAGGUGAUUGUACGACAGGCUCAGCUCGCCGAGGAGAGUGCCAAAAAGCAGCUUCUCGAACAACGCCGUAAAGCAGCUGCUAUGGAAGCCGACUACGAGUCUGAGCUUAAGGUGGUGCAGAGUGGUAUCGACCAGCUCCGCAAGGAGCUUGCCGCGCGCCAGAUAGAGCCUGCUUCCAAGGACACUAUAACCGCCUUGACUCCUGAGCAAGCUCUGGCAAUGAAGACUACGGUGGACGAGCUGACUGCCGAGCGCGAAAGAUUGUUGGCCGAUAAACAGAGGCUGGAGAAGCGGGUCACAGAGCUGGGAGUUCCCCGGGGACCGACGGGCCAAAACAUGGUAUCUCAGCUGCAAGAAAAGCUUUUGGCGACCCAGAACGACUGGAAAACCCAGCAGCGGUACGCCAAUGACUUGCGCUGGCAGGUCGAGCGUAAAGAAAAGCUUGUCGAGAAACUGCGCAGCACUAUUGCUGAAGGGGACAUGAACUCGGAGCAGUUGCGGGAGAAGAUCGACGAGCUCGAAGCAAACGACGCUGCUCGAGAAGUCGCCAUGCGUCGGGCAAUUCGCGAAGCUAAUGAGGCCAGAGAGCAGAAGCUGCGCCUGGAAAAAGAGCUCGAAAACCUCAAGACGAGAAUGGAACUCUCGCGGAACGCAUCCCGUGUGUCCCGCGCCUCGGUCGCUUCUAAAUCCGGCUUCGUCUUUGUCUAG